AAUCAAUCAAUUUGUUCACGUUCAUUGUGUAGCUUGGAGCCGUAACUUGCAAGUUGCAACUAAGCUCUUAUACCCGCCAUUGAUUUUCUCUAUAUUCAUUUCUCUCUUCUUAUAUAAGUUACAAAUAAAUAGGAAAAUCUCCGAUAUUUGUCCCGGUUCCUUUCAAAUUCUUUAUCAGUAUUUUUAGGUAUCUCUCAUUUGAACCAGAGAUAUUGGAUUGUUGAUAAGGAUUCCGGGUGUAGAAGCCUCAACAUCAGGAAUGAUGGCCACUUCUGAAGCAGUUCUUCAAGUUAUAGGUGGUUCACAGCCUUGUCUUUUUGGAUCUGAUCAUUCUUUUAGGAAAUUUGGAUCAUCACAUACCUGCAGAUCCUUCAUAAGAUACAGAAAGAAGAGGGUUUCAAAAUAUGUGAAUUUUCUCAACUGUUCAAACACAUCAUAUCGUGCUAUUAGGGUCGAUCACUUUCUGAACACCAGACAACCUGUUCAUGGGAAUAUUGCUCAGUCCUAUUUAAGAUCUGCGAACUGCAAAUGCCAGCGAGCUGACAGUGUGAGUAGUACUGCAUCGGAAAAUGGAACUGGGACAUGGUUUGUUGACAAUGACCAGAGCUUCGAUGCAGUUCAUGGUAAUACACCAAGUGUUCUGCAGUUUGAGACAGUAGAAGAGCUUAAAGUAGGAGAGGACUUUCAAUCCAAUGGGAGCUUACCUCCAAAUGGCUCAGUGCAAGAUGCCUUGAACAGAAUAGCUGAAAACUCCAUUGAGGAUGAAGCGUGGGAACUACUACGGGAGUCUAUGGUUUAUUAUUGUGGUAGCCCUGUAGGAACAAUUGCUGCUCAGGACCCAACCAGUUCCAAUGUCGGUGUUCUAAACUACGAUCAGGUCUUUAUCCGUGACUUUAUACCUUCUGGUAUAGCUUUUCUGCUGAAGGGAGAAUAUGAGAUUGUUCGCAACUUCAUCCUUCACACUCUUCAGUUGCAGAGCUGGGAGAAAACUAUGGAUUGUCAUAGUCCUGGUCAAGGGCUGAUGCCCGCUAGUUUCAAAGUCCGGACAGUUCCAUUGGAUGGUGAUGACUCUGCGACAGAAGAGGUACUGGAUCCAGACUUUGGAGAGGCAGCAAUUGGUCGCGUUGCCCCAGUUGAUUCCGGACUAUGGUGGAUUAUUUUGUUACGUGCAUAUGGGAAGAGCUCUGGUGAUCUCUCAGUGCAGGAGAGGAUUGAUGUUCAGACUGGAAUAAAAAUGAUACUAAGACUGUGUCUUGCUGAUGGCUUUGAUAUGUUCCCAACAUUGUUGGUGACUGAUGGUUCAUGCAUGAUAGAUCGCCGUAUGGGAAUUCAUGGUCACCCUUUGGAGAUUCAGGCGCUGUUUCAUUCAGCACUGCUUUGUGCUCGGGAAAUGCUUACGCCAGAGGAUGGAUCAGCUGACCUUAUCCGAGCAUUAAAUAAUCGUCUUGUUGCCUUAUCAUUUCAUAUUAGAGAAUACUAUUGGAUUGAUAUGAAAAAGCUAAAUGAGAUUUACCGGUACAAGACGGAGGAGUACUCCUAUGAUGCAGUUAAUAAGUUCAAUAUUUACCCAGAUCAGAUUUCUCCUUGGCUAGUUGAAUGGAUGCCUAACAAGGGUGGAUAUUUGAUUGGAAAUUUGCAACCUGCUCACAUGGAUUUUCGCUUCUUUUCUCUAGGAAACUUGUGGUCUAUAGUCUGCAGUCUUACAACAGACGAUCAGUCACAUGCUAUAUUGGAUCUCAUUGAGGCGAAGUGGGCAGAUCUGGUCGCUGAUAUGCCUUUUAAAAUAUGCUACCCUGCUCUUGAGGGUCAGGAGUGGCAGAUUAUUACAGGGUGUGAUCCCAAGAACACGCCUUGGUCCUACCAUAAUGGAGGUGCGUGGCCAACUUUGCUUUGGCAGCUGGCUGUUGCUUCUAUUAAAAUGAAUAGACCCGAGAUUGCUGCCAAAGCUGUUGAAGUUGCAGAGAAGCGCAUAUCACGAGACAAGUGGCCGGAAUAUUAUGACACUAAAAAAGCAAGGUUCGUCGGGAAACAAGCUCGCCUUUUCCAGACUUGGUCAAUAGCUGGAUACCUCGUCGCCAAGCUUCUUCUUGCCAAUCCAAGCGCUGCAAAGAUCCUCAUUACUCAAGAAGACUCUGAGCUUCUCAAUGCCUUCUCUUGUGCUAUCAGUUCUAAUCCCAGAAGAAAGCGCGGUCCAAAAAGUUCCCAGAAGACCUACAUAGUAUGAGAUCAAGUCAGUUCAAGAUUAUGAUGAAAGCAACCCCUCAAAUGCUUGGUUGUUACAGUUGUUGAAUGUCUCAUAUUUGACAUAGACAUUCUUCUAUGGGUAAUGGCUAUUCAUUGAGCCAGUCAAAGUGUAAAAUAGCUACAGAUUAUUGUUUUGCCUGGUCUUCACAAGCUGAAAUUCUAUUAAAUAUUUCAGCUUAUUAUAUUCGUGUUCUUCUGUAAACAACAUACUAACUACAGUCAAUAUUAAGAAGCUUUCAACCUAGGACGAUAAAGCGUUGAUACCUGAAUUUGAAAUGACUCAGUAUGCAUUAUAUCUCAUAAUUAUCCAUA
Molecule: messenger RNA, 2556 nt
Organism: Nicotiana tabacum (common tobacco)
Lineage: Eukaryota; Viridiplantae; Streptophyta; Magnoliopsida; Solanales; Solanaceae
Product: neutral/alkaline invertase 3, chloroplastic
Biological process (GO): sucrose catabolic process
Cellular component (GO): chloroplast
Molecular function (GO): endo-alpha-N-acetylgalactosaminidase activity; sucrose alpha-glucosidase activity
Source: RefSeq, a predicted model, not a curated record